Sphaerodactylus townsendi is the source of this 8216-nucleotide messenger RNA. It is a transcript of the gene BLTP3A, whose product is annotated as bridge-like lipid transfer protein family member 3A. Gene Ontology annotation, molecular function: histone deacetylase binding. The transcript is spliced from 21 exons. The record is from RefSeq and is a predicted model, not a curated record. NCBI's taxonomy places the organism in Eukaryota, Metazoa, Chordata, Lepidosauria, Squamata, Sphaerodactylidae. The coding region runs from base 158 to 4549 and encodes 1463 amino acids.
UUGGCCGCGGUGGCGGCCGGGAGGGAUUCUGGCGGCGUCGGAGGGUGGCUGCGCGGAGAAGCGAAAGACCUGGUGGCGAUGGCAGAAGGCGGCAGGCGGCGAGGCAUGAGGGAGCGCCGGGGGCUGUAGGGAACCUUCGCCGCCUCCCCGACGCGGCAUGGCCGGUCUCAUCAAGAAGCAGAUCCUGAAGCACCUGUCCAGGUUUACAAAGAAUCUUUCCCCAGAUAAAAUCAACUUGAGCACACUGAAAGGGCAGGGGCAGCUGACCAACCUUGAACUGGAUGAAGAAGUUCUGCAGAAUGUGUUGGAAUUGCCCACCUGGCUAGCUAUUACUCGGGUCUUUUGUAACAAAGCUUCAAUAAGGAUUCAGUGGACAAAACUGAAGACUCAUCCAAUUUGUCUGUAUCUAGAUAAAGUGGAAGUUGAGAUGCGAACAUGUGAAGAGCCCCGACCACCAAAUGGACAAUCUCCCAUUGCUCUAGCUUCAGGCCAGAGUGAAUAUGGCUUUGCUGAGAAGGUAGUAGAGGGUAUGUUUAUUGUUGUGAAUUCCAUCACUAUCAAGAUUCACUCCAAAGCCUUUCAUGCAUCUUUUGAACUGUGGCAACUCCAAGGAUACAGUGUCAAUCCCAACUGGCAGCAAAGUGACCUGCGCUUUACUCGUAUUAAUGAUUCCAGUAGAGGGGAGGUUUUAACAUUUAAAGAACUUACUUGGCAGACACUUCGGAUAGAGGCAGAUGCUACAGAUAAUGGUGAUCAAGAUCCUAUCACCACACCUCUAAGGCUUAUUACUAAUCAGGGCAGAAUCCAAAUAUCCCUUAAGAGAAAGACAAAGGACUGCAAUGUGGUGGCGUCUAAGCUAAUGUUCCUCCUUGAUGAUUUGUUGUGGGUGUUGACUGACUCUCAGCUGAAGGCUAUGAUGAAAUAUGCAGAGUCCUUGAGUGAAGCCAUGGAGAAGUCGGCCCAGCAGAGGAAAAGUUUGGCACCUGAACCUGUCCAAAUCACACCACCUGCUCCCACUGCUCACCACUCUUGGCCUCAGUCAUUUGGGAGCAGCCCAAAAGCUGUCAGCCAGUACUUUGAGAAACAUGACAUGAAAGAGUCUUCCUAUCACCUUUUCAUCUCCCGCUUGGACCUUCACAUCUGUGAUGACAGUCACACUUGUGAGACAGGCAUCUCCAGACAUGGAGUAAUGGGCGGUGCAAUGCAACUAACCUUUAGGAGGAUGGCUUUUGACUAUUAUCCUUUCCAUUGGGCUGGGGAGAGCUGCAAGCACUGGGUGCAGUAUUGUGCCGCCAUGGAGACCCGAGAACAAUGGGCAAAAAAACUGGUGGAUGAAUUCCAAAGCAAGAUGGAAAAACAUGUUGAAGAAAUAAGCUCUUCAUUCUCUAGAACUGCAUCAGGGGAGUCCCCCUUCAAAAAAAGACCAGACAGUACUCCUAGUUCCCAAAAAGGCUCUCCAGAGAAGGGUGCAACUCCAGUGAAAGCAUUUCCUCCUAAUGCAUUUGAUCUCCAGCAGCCUGCAUGGAAUAGACUGCGAUCCAGUUGUAUAGUUGUCCGAAUAGAUGAUUUGGAUAUUCAUCAGGUUUCCACAGCUGGACAGCAUGGUAAGAAACCCUCAACCCUGCUUUCAUGUAGGAGAAAAUUGUUGGGUCUUCCUGACCAAAUCUCAGCAAUUCAUAUGGAGUUCACCGAGUACUACUUCCCAGAUAAUCCAGACUUUCCAGUCCCAUGCCCAAACCUGUACCUGCAGCUGAAUGGUUUGAUUUUCACCUUGGACACAGUGAGCAUGCUUUGGGUGAAUUUGUUCUGCCUUGAUCUCUAUCGCAGCCUACAGCAUUUCAAAGCUAUUUACGAGCUGGAGAACUCUGGCAAGCAGGAUGAGCACAUUGAUAUCAGACUGGAUGGCUUCAAAUUGAAGCUGAACAUCCCAGUUGAGAAGAAAAUAAUAGACCACCAAGACCGUCCCCACGGCCUCUCCAUUCGCACACCAGAGAUGACAGCCACCAAUACACGGCAUGCUCCUCACUGCAGUUGUUUGGCCCUCCAGAAUCUGUUUCGUAGAUUUGCUGCUUCAGAAUUCUUCCAUUCUAGCUACACUCAGUUUCCUAAAUUUCAGGAUAACUUCAGCCUCCUCCAUACCCUCUUCUUACGCCAUGCAUUCCAAGUGGACACCAAGGCUCAAAAACAUGCAGAAUUUCGCCGUUCUUUUAGAAAGUCUUCAGCCUUUGAAGACCUUUGGUCAGUUAAUUUCACCCAGAUUUCCCUGGACUUUGAGGGGACCAAGAGUUCAAAAGGCAAAUCCCUUCACUUUAUCAACCCUUUCCCACUCUGUGUGUGGGCUUGUCUCCCAAAGAGGUGGGAAGAAGCCCAGACAUCAAAGCUGCAGGUUGAAGUGAAACCUUCUGCUUCCUUCAGUAACCAUGCCAAACAGCAGGACUUUUCCAAAGAGGAUCAGUUCUGCCAAAGAUCAAAGACUGAACAGGAUUUGAAGAAUGUCUUUGUCACUCCAGAGGCAAAGGUGGUCUUGGAAGAGAGUAGCGUUAAUGGUGAAGAAAAUGAUAAAGAUAUUGAAGUCUCUGCUGAUAUCCAUGUGCUUCUUUAUUCAAGUGCGAAAGUGAAGGUGCAAGUCAAUCACUACCAGUAUUUGAUGCUACUUAGAAUGAAGGAAAUUCUACAGGCUUUUCAAGAACAAUUGUCUCAAGACACUCAAGAAGUAAUAGGAUCUCCUGUAGAUUCCAUAACCACUUGUAUUGGUAUCAUGUUCAACAGUGCUGAGGUGGCAUUGCUAAUGCCUCCUACUACAGAUACGACAUUGGAACCUAGAUCAACAGACUCUGAUACGACAAGUCUAAUAGAAUCUGAACUCUCGCCUGCAGGAAGCAAGGAGGGGCUGACUGCUGAAGAAAAGGAGCUUAGAUCUGAUAGUAGCCCUGAGAAAGAAGUCUGCAGCCCAAUAAAUGUACUAGAAGACAGUGGAAUUGAAAACCCAAAUACAAGUGCACUGCAGGAUGGAUUGCUGAAAUUGCAGAGUGAUAGGUCAUUGGGAGGAGAAGAGUUUCAAGCAGCUGGAGAAAGAGGCCCUGUAGAAGAAGCACAUGAAGCUGAAGAAAUCCUUGGUGCAGAGAGACCAGGUGAUCUUGGUGGUCUUUCUCAUCCUCCUCAUGUUCUUGCUUCCAGCCCAUCUUCUAUUGUAGAUCCUUUAGGUGGCAUACAGGUCUCCCUCAAUGGGCAAGAAGAACUGAUCCCUUUGAAGAACAUGGAGAUAGAAUUAUCAAGUGCAUUGCAUAUAACGAAGGAUGCCACCAAAGAAGCCUUGAAUGUGACUAUGGACCUCACCAAAGAAGCCAUGUCUAUGACAAAAGAUGCUUUCAGCCUGAGCAGGGAAAAGAUGGCUUCCACUAUGCAGAAAAUGCUGUUUCUUCCCCAAACCAAGGAUCCAACACCUAAGGCUGAAGAGGGGUCAUUGACUCCAGUGGGAGGCAGUGGCAACCGAAUGAAAUUCUUCUCCAUGAAGAAGACUGCUUCCCAGCAUUCUUUUGAUACCAGCUCACUUGAUGGCAGUGGUCCUGAAGACAGGCUCUCAUUGGACAGCGAUGGCAGUGAUGGUUUUGUGAUGCUUAUGGAUGCAGAGUCCAGUCUGGAUCCUCUUACCCCAGGACACCUUCCUCAGAUUCUUGUUGAUGCAGAUAACAGAACAAGCCCAGUGGCAGAUGAAGAGAGAGAAUCGACAUAUAUCAACAGUUCAGCUUCUCAAAGUGGAGAUGACUCCAACCCUCAGCCGCUGUCUGUUUUGAUUCUGAAAAUGAAUGAAGUAAACUGUGUUAUUGAGACAAAAGGGGAAGAUAUGGCACUUGCCCUUCAGAUUAUGGAGGUAACUCCUGAACAUCUGGGAAAUAUAAGAAUGUGGCAGUAUCUGCAGAGUGACUAUGCAGGGGAUCUGAAUCUUGAGAGUCCUGCAAAAAAAGAAACCGAUCAGACUCAACCUGAGAUGUGUUUACGAUUUGAAAUAGGACCAGGUGCUGCAGUUCACUCACCUCUAGCUGUCCGAAAUGGAUUUUUCCACAUGAUUAUCCAUAGCUACCAUAAGGAACUUCUGACAUCAUUUCUUACUAAGCUUGGGCCCUUCCUUGAGGAUGAGGUGAUUCCUGAAGUUAUUCCCCUGAAGAUUGAAAUUAUAGAUGCCAAGAUCACACUGAAGGAUGACAGUCCUCAAGUAUAUUCUACUUCUCAUGGUCCUGCCCCUAUAAUUCUUGAAGCGGAUCACAUCAUUGUUUGCUGCAAUGAUGAUGGUGUAUUCUUUAUAACAGCUGCAAAAGAGGAAGCAUCAUCUGUGCAGAAAAGUCCCAAGAAACAUCUUAAGAAACAACGGAUUGCACUAGAGAAAAUCUCUACAGCUUCAACAGCAGCAGAUGAUGAACUACAGCUAAAAGAAGUGCCAGCUUUGGAGAGAGAGUUACAGGUUACCAAAAAUGCCCUAGCAGAAGCUAAUCGGGACAAGGAGCAUCUGUUGCAGGAAAUUAGGAAAUAUAAUCCUCUCUUUCAACUUUGACAGCAGUGACCUGGGCUACAAAUGCUCAGGGCAAGCAGAGAUCAACACCAGCAUCAAAAAUUUUUGCUUAUUAUAUAAUGCCUAACUAGGGCAACUUCAGACCAGAUUAACUGCCUUGAGGAACAGAAACAACAUGCCGUUAUGAGAGAUCAGACUCCAAGGACAAGAAAAGAAAUGACAGUAAGCCAGAAAAUUGGUUUUGUAGACAUACACCUGUCAAGAUGGUACAAAGCAGUGUUAAAUUUAAAAGUAGCCAAGCCAAACAAGGAAGAUUAAAAUUUCUCCUUUGUCCAAGUCAUCUUGGAAGUGGUGCUGACAAACUACUAAUAUUUCUCACCAUAGAUCUGCUUCCUCCUUCAUUGGUGCCAGAGGUUGCUGGCAUUGUUGGGGAUUUCAUUGCCAUACAUCAAAGCAAUAAGAUCAGUCUGCCUGCUUGGAGCCUCAUUUGCCACUGAAAAUAAAUUUCUCGGAACUUACUGCAGAACAAUGAGCUUAAAAUCAUAGUACGAUGCAGAUGAGAAACAAUUACAGGAAAGGUGGCCGUGGAACAGGGGUUGUGUAUUCUAAUGUGAAAAAAGACUGUGGGUGGCCUGUCCCCCACUAAUCUGUUUUCCAACAAUACUUUGUUAGCUGAGUAGCUGAGAGAGCAGUGUGCAGUUUGUAUUUACUUUCUCCAUGAUUGCCUUGUUGCAGCACAGUGACCUCUACUGGAUGUAGCUUAAUGAAAAGCUGUCUGUUAGAAAAAUUUCCUGUCCACCCCCUCUCUCUGUGUUAUAAUACAAAGGUAACCUUAUCUCAUUUCCUAAAAUAAAGAGGACUGGGGUGGCAUAUCCCCUCUGGUUAAAGUACUAUACUUGGAGACUCAUCUUCUAAAUGAUGAGCCAUAAGCAGCAUCCUGCAGUUUUCCAAAUUAAUUUCAGUAGACACGGUUUUGUAUUAUCCUAAAACUGCUGGACACUCAUUUUUUUUGCUGUGUUGACUUAUGUAGCUACUUGCACGGUUCUCUAAAACAUAUAACACAGUUGUAUAAAGAAAUUCUAGGCCACUGCUCAUUUUCUUUGGUCCUUUCAUAGAACUGUCACUCCCUAGAAGGAUUUUUCCCCACAAAAUAUUUUCAACAAACAGGAUAUGAGGAAAUCUACACAGAGGGAAUUAGUAACAACAAGGAGAAAAGAAAAUGUUCAUUAAAAAUAUUCCACUGAUUCCAUCAAUUCAUGCAGUCCAUACAUUAGGACAAAAUUAUUCCUUCUCUACCCUUGUGUCCAUAAGGAACAUGAAAGACACCAAGGAGAAAAGGAUGUGAAAAAGCUGGUAAUUGUUCUAUCAGGCAAUGCAAAUUUAAUUGCAACCAAUACAACCCAGUACUGCACUCUGUUGAAAGACCAUCCCCAACAUUUGGCAGUAAUACAAGUCUUUGUUGGAGUUUAACACACUUUUAACUUUGUUUGGGUUCAGUUUUUCCAAAUGUGUGCUGUGUUUAUUUCAAAACAUUAAUAUUUGUGGAUACAAAAUAAAAAAUUGACAAGAAACACAUGUUCUCCAUUGUGGCAACAAAGAGGGGCGGGCAGCCUUCCCCUGCUCUCAGUACCACUGGUUUUUAAACAAAGGCUGCUGCCUUGAAAGAAUGCUUCCAAAUUAAAGGGACAGCGGCUAUAAUUAUAGGCCUAAUGUUAUUAUUAUACAGUUUUAAAAUAUUGUUGACUUAAAUUGGAGAGAUAACUUAGGUGUAUGUAAAAGCUGACUCCUUAGGUUGAUAAAUGUUGGCCUGCCUUCCUAAAGGUAAAAUGCUUGCAGUUUUUUAAAAAAAAGUUCAGAGGUCUCCCUGUUCCUUCAGAUAAACAGGUAUCAACCUAAGGAGUCAGCUUUUAAAUACACCUAAAUCACCUCGUCAAUUUAAGUCAACAAUAUUUUGAAACUCAUACUGCGUAAUGUAUUGAUGAUUCUCAAGAAUAAACUAUGAAAGUACAGGUCUGGAUUUUAAAAAUGUGUGCACAAUUUAACAGUCCCACAGCUGUAUGAAUAUGCAGUUGUAUAAGGCUCUUUCAAAAUAAUGGAGGGCAUUGAUUGAUAUGUUGCUCAUAAAAUGAAACAUGGUGAUGGUAAUUAUUACUGGUAAUAACCUAGAAAGUGAUUAUUUUGCUUUAAAUUAUCAGUCUUAACUACCACCAUUAUAUUUGUACUUGUUAAAAUAGUUUGCUGCUGAAGGGCAAUGCUGUAGAAUGGAAUAGUUUGUCUCUGACAUCUGCUUGUCCCCUGUCAUCUAACUCCUUUGGAGCAGUCCAUGCGUCCUUUGCUAUGGGAACCUCAGAAAGCAGUUGAAACAAUGUGUUCUGAAAGGCAAAAAAGAAACCUCUUCAGCUGCUUCACAAUUUGCUAGUCCUUGAGGCUAGUGCAGACACAUUGAACUAACAAAUGUUUUGCGAUUGUGCUGUGCAAUUGUCACUUGCAUUAAUUCAAAAUGAUUCAAUUCUGUAUAAGGCUGUAUGUGCUGUAGUUUCUGCUUAUUUUUUGUGCAACGAACUGCGGCUGCUGUCAUUUAGUUUUUUUCUCCCCUAGAGCAUCUCUUCAGUUGCAUUUUUGUCAAACCUAAGCGUAGUGCUUGCUAGAACAUACAUGUAUCAUUCUCCAUUUUGGAAAAUGGUCCAGUAAGGUUUCCUCUAUAUGGUCGUAAAACAGAAAAACACUACAAGAAUAAUGAUAUAUUUUGCAAGCUCUUAUGUUAAUAACUAACCUCACUUCAUGAAUAGAAAAAACUGCGUUUCUAAAAAUUGGAAACCUUUCCUUAUGGGGCUGAUCAGUCCAGUUGCUGUUAAGAAAGGGUACUAAGAAAGCAGCACUGACUUAAAUUCUUGUGUGUAAUCAUCAGCUUUCUGUGAACUUGGCAAUCAAAUAGCUAGUUUUAGAUAUAUAAUAACAGUAUUUUUCCUAAACACAAUUGAUAUUUCACUUUAUUUAAGCCUGUAUAUGCUCCUUUUUUGGAUGCUGAAAUAACAUGAGACAAGAUGGUCAUAGCCUUACACGACAGUCAGAUGGUACAGGUCUCCUUAUGUCCUGUUCGUUCUUUGUGAAGUAAGAAAACAAAUCCACUAUAAAUUGAGCAUAUUUCAGGCAUGUAAACUGCACCUGUGCCUUAUGCUUUCAGUUUCUGUAUUUGAAUGAUUUGCAUUACUACUAAUUCGACUUAAAAGGCAAAAUGUAGAAGAUCCACAGCGGAAGAGUAUGAUGUGGCUUCUUUGGUUUUACUGACCAACAGUCCUGAGGCCUUGCUUAUCAGUUAAUGUGGUGGAUGCUGUCCAGAUGUUUCCCCUCUGCUGAGGGAUAACAUCACUUUAAAGUACAAUUUAGGGAUAUGUUCAAAUAAUAAUCUACUAUGAGGUUACUUCCCUUUUUCACUGUUACACUUGAUGUUAAAAAGGCAAAAUGUACCUCUGCAACUGGUAAGCCAAGAAGACAGUUCCUGUUUCUUGUGUGGUUCUCUAGUUUCUUGUGGUUUUUAUAACCAGGAAUGCAGUGAGUAUAAGCAAAGCAUAUCGUAAAGUAAGACUUGAAUCUAAGCCUUAGACAGUAUUGGAUUGUUUUUUUAUGUUGCAACAUAUUUUCUUUCAUUAUUGUAUUGGUUCUGUGAACCACUUUUUAAAAAGUUUUAAAUUAAACUGACUAACAUCUA